Hordeum vulgare subsp. vulgare (domesticated barley) is the source of this 619-nucleotide messenger RNA. Its product is annotated as mitochondrial import inner membrane translocase subunit Tim9-like. The transcript is spliced from 2 exons. The coding region runs from base 36 to 350 and encodes 104 amino acids. The record is from RefSeq and is a predicted model, not a curated record. Lineage: Eukaryota; Viridiplantae; Streptophyta; Magnoliopsida; Poales; Poaceae.
CUUCCCCCACUUCUCCCCCAAGAAAAAGCUGAAUCAUGGACACCACCGGCGCCGCCGCCGCCGCCGCCGCCGGAGGCGGAGGCAGCGAGGAGGAGGAGGACCGGGCCCGCCUGGCCGCCAUCGCCGACAGACUCCAGGCCCGAGACUCGGUCCGGCUGUACACCUGGCUCUCGCACCGGUGCUUCUCCGACUGCGUCACCACCUUCUACCGCAAGACGCUGGGCAAGCGCGAGGGGGACUGCGUCCGCGCCUGCGUCCGCAAGUACACGCUCGCCACCAACGCCUCCGCCGCCCGCUUCAACAAGCUCGCCGACCCCUCCGCCGCCGCCGCCGACGACGAGGACGGCUGAUUCGUGCGACCCUGUGCUCCGAUUUUUUGCCUGCUCUGGUUAGUCUUCUGCAGUCUGAGUUCCGAUGAUGUAGCGCUUGUGAUGCCUGAAGAAACACCAGUAGUGACAGAGUAGAACGAGCCACGGAUUCUGAAUUUCUGAUGCGCUUCGAUUGAUUGCCGCUGUAUCGGACCACACCACGGAUUCGGAACUUGGGUGGAUGCAGUCCCCCCUCGAUGGUUUCCUUGCUUUACAAACUUAAUUAAUGCUUCACUGAAUCUUUCACUGAA